CGUGGCCUGCGGGGAGGGGUGUGGCUAAGCCGGCCAGUAGCGAGGUCGCGGCGGAGCGGGGCGCAGGGGAGGGGGGUGGCAGGAAGACAUGAGCGCUGUCGACCUUGCCCGCGUGGGCGCGUGCGUCCUGAAGCAUGCGGUGACCGGGGAGGCAGUGGAGCUGCGGAGUCUGUGGCGCGAGCAGGCGUGCGUGGUGGCCGGCCUGCGGCGCUUCGGCUGCUCCGUGUGUCGCUGGAUCGCCCGGGACCUCAGCAGCCUCAGGGGGCUACUGGACCGGCACGGCGUGCGCCUGGUGGGCGUGGGGCCCGAGGCCCUGGGCCUGCAGGAGUUUCUGGACGGGGGCUACUUCUCAGGAGAGCUCUACCUGGAUGAGAGCAAGCAGUUCUACAAGGAGCUGGGCUUCAGGCGGUACAACAGCUUGAGCAUCGUGCCGGCUGCCCUGGGGAAGCCCGUGCGUGAUGUGGCCCUCAAGGCCAAAGCUGUCGGCAUCCAGGGGAACCUGUCUGGGGACCUGCUACAGAGCGGAGGGCUGUUGGUAGUUACCAAAGGUGGUGACAGAGUGUUGCUACACUUCGUUCAGAAGUCCCCAGGCGACUAUGUUCCCCAGGAGCGCAUCCUGCAGGCCCUGGGCCUCUCUGCGGAGGGCUGUGCCAGUGAGUUGCCCCAGUGUGACGAAGAAGUGUGCACAGGGUGAACCCCUGAGGCCUCUGGGGAUCUCGAGGCAGCUGCUGGCUCAGGCAUGCUGGGAGCGGAUGUGAAGAGUCUUCCCGGGACGGCUGGACUGGGGCACUAAGCUCUGCUGGGUCCCAGGAUGGCCGUGAGCAUUAAACCAGGUUUCCUCGUUG
Lutra lutra (Eurasian river otter) is the source of this 845-nucleotide messenger RNA. RefSeq names its product peroxiredoxin like 2B (gene PRXL2B). The transcript has 7 exons. NCBI's taxonomy places the organism in Eukaryota, Metazoa, Chordata, Mammalia, Carnivora, Mustelidae. The coding region runs from base 89 to 694 and encodes 201 amino acids. The record is from RefSeq and is a predicted model, not a curated record.